AUGUCUGGCUUGCAGGCACAACCGCUCAGCGGCGAGGGCCAAUUCAACUGGGUAUUCCAGGUUGAGAUACUCGUAAUCGGCGUGCUUGCGCUCUUCUUCUUGUUCUACUUCAACCGCCUAUUCGCCACUCUCGUGUCUUACGCAAUCCGAUGGUACACUUGGCGCAAUUACAAGGCAUACAUCGACAUAUCCUCGCUUCAGAUUAGCUUGCUCGGAGGCCGCAUAUUCUUCAAGAGCAUACGAUAUCACGCUCACAAUGUCACGGUAUACGUCUACGAGGGUCACAUCACCUGGAGGUACUGGUUGCGACUGGUGCAGGAGGCCGAAGACAGCCCCGAGAGUGGUCACGAAAAGCCUCGGAAGCGUGCGAGAAGCAUUGGAAACGAGGAGAAGGCUUCCACCAAGCCUAAGAAAGAGUUGCCAUGCAGGAUAUCAGUCAAGGUGGCAGGCGUUGAAGCUUUCAUAUACAACCGCAGUCCUCUCUACGACAACAUUGUUGAAGCUACGUUUGGGAAGUCGACGGACAAUCCCUCAGGCUCUCCACACAAUGGCCAUGCUUCUCCACCAACGUCAGAGUCUGGACUUGGGACGGACCUUAGUCAGAAAGACCAAGUUGAAAAGACAGAGACUCAGAACACAUCCGCGAGCGCUAUGUCUCCAGGAAAGCCCGAACUGCCUUUCUUCUUGCGCAUCUUCCCGAUCAAGGUUGAAUGUAGACGUGCUGCAGCGGCUAUCGGCAACGAGAACACGACAAACGUACUGGUGGCAAAGGCAGAGAAGUCUCAAGGCUCCGUCGAUGCAGGCCAUGCGGGUCCCUUGGACGCAUGGAAGUUACUGUUCAAUUUCACGGUCGAAAAAGUGAAUGUUGCCAUGAAGCCGAACCGGGAUUUCAAGGCGCACCAACUUGAUGCCGCUCAACACAUUUUGCACGACAAGGAGCUCGCUCAGAAACCUUCCCCCAGCAGACCUGUCGUACGCACAGCACGCAAAGUACGCAGUAGGCUGAGCAAGUUUGGAGCGUUCUUUCGCAGGUCUAGUGAUAGCGCAGCCUCUCUACGCGCUGCAUCCGUGCAGAUGGGCCAUGGAGGGCUACGAUCCGGCAAUAACUUCCAAGGACUCGCUUCAGGUGCGGCACAGUGGCAUGGUUUGAAACGUUAUCUUGAUGACACCGACGUGAAUGAGCACGACGAGUGGCAGGAUGUCGAGUACGCCAAAGCCUCACAGCUUGCAGAAAUCGACAGAGUGACCAUGCGCUUUUACUGGGACAUGGCAGGCCUUGUGCGUGAUCAACAGAUCGAUCCUCAGUCUCCGCUGAGUUCAAAGUACGAGGAUGAUAUCAACGGCUCUCCGCCGCCGGAAUAUGGUAUGGAUCUUGGCGUCCAUGGAGGUUUCGUGGUCUACGGCCCGUGGGCUGACCGGCAGCGCGUGAAUCUUCAAAGCGUCUUUUUUCCUGCUCCUUGCGUCGAUGCGACACCAGCGAAGCCUCUUUUGCCUGGCGAGUUCCGAGUCUGUACGAUCUUCAAGAUCGUCGUCAUCGUCGAGGAGGACGUUGUACUCAGGAUACCUUCACGAGAAGAGUCGAAGGAUUCUCGAUGGAAAGGGCGUGCAGACAAAGCGGCAAGACCGACAGACAAUCAAAGCAACGAAGCCAGCAAGGGCGGGCAUUGGAAGAAACAUCGAGGAAAGCGUCGGAAAGGAAAGCAAGCCACAGCGCCUGUGGAUGCACGGCCGUACGGCUGGCUCGAUAUCACCGUCAAGAAGGAUUCGGUUGUCAACUAUGUCAUGGACAUGUUUCCUCGGUCUGUGGGCUAUCGAAACACGCUCGAUCUGGACGUCAAAGGUCUUGAAAUGUCAUCAAGCGUGAAUCACGGCCUCUUGUGGCAAUCAGGGCCGCUGGCUCUCGAAGCCGACAUAUCACAACCUCUGACCUGGAACUCCCUGCGAAAGUGGCCGUUCAACAUUGUCGUGAAUAAUAUGGAGCUCUUCAUCCUGCGCGAUCACCUAUUCCUCAUCAUCGAUCUGGUCAACGACUGGGCAUCUGGGGCACCCUCCGAAUUCUUUACUUUCGUCCCGUACAACUAUCAGCUCGACCUCACUCUCAAAGAUUUUGUGAUGUAUUUGAACGUUAACGAUGCGAACAUCAUCAACGACCCGGCGGAUUUCGAACGUAAUAACUUUCUUACAAUCGAGGGCCAACUACAUGCGAUCCUUGGCAUUCCGAUGGAGAACUAUCGACCGAAGACGAAUGCAAUCACCUUUGAUGUUGUCGGACAUGACAUGCGCAUGCAGAUGUUCAGCCCGCCGGGCAGCACUUUGCGUGCCUUCGUCCAGCAGAAGACUAUGGUGGAACUGCCAGGGCUGACUUUGAAGGGCUCGUACAGCUCCAACCAGGAAGCCAAAAUCGGCAACGUCGACGUGCUUCGUAUGGACAUUGUUGGAAGUGGCCUUUCGCUUCAGGCUUACGGCUUCUUCGUUCGACAGCUGGUCAGCCUGAAGGAGAAUUACUUCGGCGACUACAUGCAUUUCAAAACUCUGGAAGAAUUUCAAGGUGCAAGCGACGACUUGGAAGAAGCAAAUCGCAAGACAGCCAGUUUUCCCAAGCCGUCUUCGAUCAAUGAACUGGAUGUGAUUCUCUGUAUUGUGGCAGAGGACGCGACUGUGUUUGUUCCUACGAACAUAUAUUCUUGCGAGGAGUAUGUGCGCAUCGACCUUCCGCGAGCUGAUCUAGAUCUCCGUAUCGCCAGCUACUACCUGGACAUGAGCCUUCAACUAUCGCCAUUGAGCUUUCUCUCGGGGACUGCGGCAUCGGACGACACGGACGAUGCGGCCGAGAACGCAUCUGGUACCCAGCUCUUUGUGGCUCACGUGGACCUCAAUGGACACCGUGCCUUUGGCCUGCCUCCGAAUGAAGACGCAUACGUCAGCCAAUGGGACAUCGAUAUCGGCAAAGUCAAGGGAGAGCUAUCAACGACCUUCGUCCGUGAUCUUGCGCUGGCCGGACAAGCGUUUGCGUUUAGCAUCGGCGAUGCGGAGAACGCAUUGCCCGUCAGUUCACCAGCUGUCGCGCUCGAUGCCUCUUUCGUCCAGGUACGCACUGACUACGUACGACUCUGGCUACACGUGGGCAAAGACGCCCUGCUACUUCACCUCGAUCCAAUCACAGUGGAGACGUCGGACUGGGCCAGUGACAGUUUCUCGCAGCGCGUCAAUGUCAUCGUUCCGAAACUCACACUGGCCUGCGUAGAUGGGCGCAGCGCAACUCGCAAUCGCCUGCGCGACAAGCGGAGGCACCUUGCGAGGACAUAUGCAUUCUUUCAGACCGGCAUGACGAUCGAUGUGCUUGGGCGGAAACUGCACUUUGAUGUGGAGACGAGAAAGCAGCAGAGUCAUUUCAGGUUGCAUGACCAGCGAACGAACAGAUUCCCAUUCCUGUUACGACCGGAAAUCGAUGCUCCAAUCAAAGAGGAGGAUGACCUGCCUUUCGAACCUCCCGCAAUGCCAUACCCACCGAUGCCUGUCCCAUUGAAGAAGUCUGCUACUGGUGCCCAUCGACCAGCCUCUUUAAAAUCCAGCAUCAGUGCAGUCGGCGGAAAGCAACUGCGCCACAUGAGCUCUCAAAACUCACUGGCUUCGUCUCUUCGCAAUGGUCGGCUUACAACGCUUUCGGCGCGGCCAGGCGUUCGCAACAGGACCUCGGAGAGAUCCACCGGUGGUACUUCUGCCUCGUUCCACUCUCUUCGUGGCAGCAGCCGCUCGAGCUCGUCCAGGUCCACUCGUUCACGCCCGCCUGGUCCAAAUCAUGCUGAGAUAUCUCGACCUGGUCUGUCCUUGUCCACCAUCGCUUUCUCAAGCUCAUACUCAGAACCGUGCUAUCCAAUGGAAACGGUAGAGCCCGACGAGAGUAACGUCCCUGGGUUUCCUGCUUUGCCCAGGCAGGACGAGUCGGAGUCCGAGGCAGCAUCAAUUGUGGAUGCAAUAGAGGACAUCAAGAUCGACCAGGACGCAGAGCACCAGAGCAUAUUCAUCAAGAUCGUGCCAGGUAUCCGGGCCUAUUUGGAGCCGCGUGUGGCGAUCACUGUGUCCGAACUGGUUCGGAAAGUCCUCCCUCGGAACCCUCGCGAAGUGAUGGACGAUUUCCAGAUUGGAUUGAUGGGCGCUGUGCAGAGCAGCAGUCUGUCACGCAAUGGCCACCCACUAGUACUUGAGGUUCACUGCGAAUUGCAAGGAGCUCACAUGCGCAUUGCGACGGUAGACCACGACCAAAUCGAGGAUCAAGUCGAUCUGAUCCUGGACUCCCUCGAGACACAUGUCAGAAUACGAAACUGCCUGUCCGAAGACAAGCCCGCACAUUGCCUGGCCUUACAUACAUUGCUCUCAAAGCUCGAUCUAACGUUGAAGCAAUGCCGUGACUCAUCGAAAGCGGCUCCUGCUCUGCACUUUGGAAUCAAUGAUGCUCUAGUGUGGUUUGCUCUUGCUGAUACGGACGCUGUGCACCUUUCGCUUCGAGAAACUUCGUUGAUUGUGGACGGAUCCCAAACGACCUAUAUCACUCAACUUGCCAUGAAGCUUGUGCCAGUCGCGGCCGAUGUCAUAACUAGAUUCGAGCGGAGCUCUCAGCAGAAGCUCGCCCGACUGCAGCUGCUCGCAUUUCUUUUGACGCAGCAUGGCGAGCAGAUUAGCGACCCGGCAUUCAUGGCGCGUAUGGUCUACACGCUGCGUGCCUUUCCUGACCAUUUUCGGAACACCGAUUCCUGGAAGAUUGUCUCAAGGCUCCGCUAUGUCAUGCAGAGUCUGCCUCAGAGUGUGUUUGAUGAGCUUGAGGAGAGCGUCAAAGCGAAGAGCAUCGCUGCUGCCGACGACGAGACCAUCAAAGCUCUCACGAGCUGGACGCAAUGGCGGAAUUGGGAUGUUCCCAACGCCAACCAAACUAUUGCUUCGAAAACUCUUACUGGCUCGAAGGAGGCCAAGAAGUCGAAGUCUGCCGAAGCAAAGCCUUUGACCGUGACUGUCCAGUCAGGCAUCCUUAGAGUCGCAGUCGAGCAUUCUGGCGGUACGAGCGACGUGGUGAUGGAGGGAAUGUCGCUAGGCGCCGAAAAUACUCCACCGAUCCGACCUGAAGGAUUGCUGCUUGUGGAGGAGAACCGCCGAACGCAAACUCUCCUACAGGUGCAGACCGGGACUACAGCGCUUCAUUUCGACUGGACGUUGCUCACGAUCGCUGAAGAGGUUUUGGCAAAUGUGGACAAGUCUCGACCACAGUUGUCUCGGCUCAAAACUUCAGAGUCGAGGACUACGUCACAAGCGUUGGAAGAUGGCCUUUCGCGACACGAUGUCAGCGUUGUGCUAUCGACCGACACCGGGUCGAUCACAUUGCAAACGCCUAAUUUGAGGCACGUGUCUCGCGCGGACGGGUUGAAGCUGUCAUUGAUUGGGACUAGCGAAGCAGCUGAAGACGAUUACGGGCAGUGCGUAUCGGCGCUGCUCAACUUCGACACAGCAGUGACCGAGCUGCACGGACCCACCACUCGCUUGUGGCAGACCCUCAUCACAUCGCCCAGCUUGUACAUUGAUUACCUCCAAGCCGCUGCAGGAGGUCACAAGCCUCCGUCAGUGACGCUGGCCAUUGCGUACGAAGAUCUGCAGGUCGCAGUCAAUGAACAGAUUCCAGGAAUCCUGCAUGUCAUCGAAACCGUCAUUGUAGACGAGGUCGCCCAGGUCCAAAGGGUCAUCAAGAUUGCAUCGCCUGGGGCAGGCCCAAACUCUUCAGAAAAGAAGGCCAUGCGCCCGACUUCAGCCUCUUCUACAAGAUCCCAGCUGCCAAAGCUCAAUCUCGCUAUGCUUUCCGGCAAUCUGCACGUAGAGGUGUCCCUGCUUCAGGCUCUGAGCUAUCAGCUGCAAGGUAAUGCUGCAAGCUUCCGAAUGGCGCCCAAUCUGUCGAAGGAUAAAGAGUUCAGCAUCGACUUCGACAGUGGCCGCCAGAGUCAUGCGUUUGUGAACAGUUCCGGCAACGAGCGUCACACGCAGGGAAUUGUCGAGGUGCCUCCCAUCAACGGAAAUAUCGGACUUGAACUCGGAAAGGAUCGAACUGCGAUCUCUGUCGCAUCAACUAUUGACACGGUUGAAGUUGACGCGGGAGCUAUACAAGGCCUUAUUGGAGUAUUGAACCAGCCGGAAGUGCAAAGUGUGAUCUCGGCCAUCCAAUCUGGCGUUGAAGACAUUAGACUACACGUGGCCGAAAUGUUCCCAGAGAAGAAGCCAGACCUCGAGCGAAGCCGUCUCGAGCGUCACAUCGCGUACGACGGUCGCAUCGCAAUGCUCGGGGUGCGCGUGUCUGCCACUACACCAGCGGGCAACGGCCACUCGACCGCCGAGGUUGAGUUCGGAAUUGGUCCUGUGCAUGCCACCGCCUCGAAUAGAGCUCUCGCAUCACAGACAAACUCGCUCAUACCCGAGGUCCGUGCUCACAUCCAAGGAAUAGGCGCCAGUCUUCACAUCAAGGACCGUGGACUAUUGAAACCAUGCGGAAACGUGAGCAUGGACAUCGGCAUGCAGUUCAGCAACAAGGUUGACGAGGAGCAAUUGAUCAAACGCGAAUUGAAUGUGCGAAGUGACGGCAUGGAGGUCAACGCAUAUCCCGACACUGCCUCGACCAUUAUCGAUGUCAUAAACCACUUGCAAGAUCGAAUCAAGCAUCUCGAUGUGUCGAAAGAAGUCGACUAUCUCCGCCGACUGCGAGACAAACGCAAAGACACUGUACUCCAGAGGAUCAAGGGCAAGCAAGGUUGGACAUCAGACGAAGAGUUACCGUUCUCUCCAGCCGAUCUUUUAUCCAUUGAGACAAAUGUCUUGCUCACAGAUAUUCAGGUCUGCUGGCUGGUCGAUGAUUCAUUUGCAGCAACCUCGAGCUCGAAUGUAGACGAUUUGAUCUUCUCCAUCGAGAGUGUGCAAUUCACGACGAAGGCGGGUAGUCAAGCUCGACUGUCAAUCUAUGAUGUUUUGCUACAGCUUGCAAAGAAGCAGCAAAGUCGGAUACAGCGAUCAUUGAAUUCUGCACUCCUGCCUGAAGUAGGAUUCAGUGUUGCCUAUUGGAAACAAGACAAAGACCGGAGCUUGGCGUUCAAAGCGACUGGCAAGCCGCUUGAUCUCCGCUUGGAGUCGAAGUUCAUGUUGCCCCUCUCAGCUGCGCAGAGAUCGAUCGAGACGGCAAUUGAGCAUUUCAAGUCGGGAACGGCGACGUGGAAGAGCAUGCCGACAGCUAGCGGGGCGCCCAGGAGGACGAUGUUCGACACGAAACGAAUGACUUCACUGCUCAUCGAGGCAGACUUUGCUGGCGCACAAGUCUACUUGCAAGGGUCUCGACAAGACAAGACGCUGGUUUCGCUUGCUGCUGCAGCUGCGAGACAGCAAGGCGCUAAGCAUGGCCGUUACGGGCAAUUUGCUGCCGAUGGAGCUGUCAUGAACACCACUCUGACGGCUCCCGGUAUCGCUUUCAAGCUUGAGUACAACUCUCACGAAAUCCGACCGUCGAUAAGUGGAGAGAUCAUGAUCGAUGCCUCGUCGAACAAGCUACUCCCGAAUGUAGUACCGCUCAUACUGGAAGUCACGGAAAGCGUCAAGACCGUGAUGCAGUCACAAAGUCGAAAGCCAUCGUUGGCUGCAGACAAGCGAUUGCCCACUCCGGAGAGCAAGGCACAGAAGUUCUUCGAGGACGAUUCGCUCGCCAACGCUGAUCCUGCCAAGUUCUUCGGCAAGACCAAAGUGGAUCUGGGAUUCCGAGUAUCCAAGCAAGAGUUUGGCUUGACCUGCCAGCCAAUCGCAAGGGUUGAUGCGAAGGCUUCACUAGACGACUUUUACGUGACGAUGAAUACAAUCGACUCGGAUGAGCACGGUCAUUUCUUUGCCAUGUCAGCCGUGGUAACCGGACUAAAAACCGAGGUGAAGCAUAUGUACUCGCGUGAGCCAACCUUCAGCUUCGAUAUGGACUCUGUUGUGCUUUCGGCGAUGAACAACAAGCACUUGAAUGGGAAGCCAGGCGUAUCCGCGAUCCUCAACAUCAAUCCUACACGCAUCGUCAUCAACGGCAAGCAAUUCCAGGAUCUGCUGUUGUUCCGAGAGAUCUGGAUUCCCCCGGAGAUACGCCACGCUGCUAGACAGUCGUCUGCGAACCCGACCGCAUCAUCCCCUACGCCAAAGACCGAUGACUUCUUUGUGCAGCGCUAUCAGAAUGUGGCCGCGGCCGCUGCAUUCCCCUGGGACGCAACGGUGUCCAUCAAGAAGUUGGCAGUCGAUCUUGAUCUUGGUCAGAGUAUCGGCAAAUCGUCAUUCACAAUUGAGAAUCUGUGGGCAUCGCAACAGAAGUCUUCGAACUGGGAGCAGAAUCUGUGCAUUGGCCUUGACGAGAUGGCGAUCAACAGUACAGGCAGAAUGAGCGGCUUCAUCGAGCUGAAGAAGCUAGGUGUACGAACUUCGAUCAAAUGGCCAGAGGCUGAGACCGAAACAAGCGUGCGAACAACGCCAUUCAUCCAGGCUUCAGUCGGCUUCCAGAAGCUUAGAGCCAAGGCCGCUUUCGACUAUCAAGCCUUUGCGUUUGCAGACAUUGAGAGCUUCGACUUUCUCAUGUACAAUGUGCGCGAGCAGGGAGCAAGCGCAGAUCGUCUUGUCGCCGUCCUGGACUGCGAAAAGGCGUACGUUUUCUGUACAUCGACCAGCCCGGCCCAGGCGUUUGGAUUGUAUCAAGCUUUUGACCGUCUGAUUCAAGAAAAGCAAACUGCAUACGUGCAGUCCCUGAGGGAUAUCGAGAAGCACCUCCGCCGUGAAAGUACGGCCGUGCCGACACGUUUCGGGCCACAAAUCCCAGAUUCGCCGGUGCUGGCAAGGGAGAAGAAGAGCUCAAUCUCCUUGCACACCGAUGUGGUCGUCACUAUGGGAGCCGUCUGCUUUGGAGUGUAUCCUAGCACGUUCUUCGACAGUCAGAUGCUGAAGCUCGAAGCGAACAACAUUCAAGCUCGUUUCGCAGUCGGGCUGGAGAGAGGCAUGAUCACCAGCGGCCUGGGCAUGACGCUCGGACAAUUGCAAGUUGCGCUGUCCUCUGCUAGAAAGCUCACAGCAGUCCCCAAAGCAUUGGACGUGUCCGUCGACGAGGUCAUCGCCAAUGCCCUUAACGCGAAAGGAGGCAUCAUCCUGAGAGUGCCGAAAGUCGUGGCGUCCAUGCAGACCUGGCAAACCGCGGACACAAACAGCGUGGACUACAUCUUCAAAAGUCUGUUCGACGGCAAGAUCGACGUGGGCUGGAACCUGUCCCGCAUCAACUUCAUCAAAGGCAUGUGGAUGUCGCACUCCCGCGCCUUUGCCUCACGCACCGGCAAGGCCCUGCCCGAGUCGGCCGUCAAGAUCACAGCUGGCACACAGAGCGCGGAUGAGUCACAAGGUGGUGGCGAGAGCGAUGCACAGCCGGAGAAGAUCACGGCGGAGAUCAACUUGCCGCAGUCACGAUAUGAGUACCGCGCACUCGAGGAGCCCAUCAUAGAGACGCCGCAGUUGAGGGACAUGGGUGAGGCCACGCCGCCGCUGGAGUGGAUAGGACUGAACCGCGAUCGGCUGCCGAACGUGACGCAUCAGAUCAUUAUUGUGAGUUUGCUGGAGGUGUGCAAAGAGGUGGAGGAGGCGUAUGAGAAGAUUUUGGGGUCGUCCUGA
Zymoseptoria tritici IPO323 is the source of this 9693-nucleotide messenger RNA. RefSeq lists its product as uncharacterized. The record is from RefSeq and is a predicted model, not a curated record. Lineage: Eukaryota; Fungi; Ascomycota; Dothideomycetes; Mycosphaerellales; Mycosphaerellaceae. The coding region runs from base 1 to 9693 and encodes 3230 amino acids. Gene Ontology annotation, cellular component: membrane. The transcript is spliced from 2 exons. Gene Ontology annotation, biological process: fermentation.